Malus domestica (apple) is the source of this 2056-nucleotide messenger RNA. Its product is annotated as F-box/LRR-repeat protein At4g14103-like. The record is from RefSeq and is a predicted model, not a curated record. NCBI's taxonomy places the organism in Eukaryota, Viridiplantae, Streptophyta, Magnoliopsida, Rosales, Rosaceae. Gene Ontology annotation, molecular function: protein binding.
CUUUUCUUCCCCCCACCCCCCCUCCUGAAAAGCCCAAACAGCGAGCAGAGCGAAACAAGAAGGUUUUUCAAAGAGAGCAAGUUACAGCAGCAAAGGUCGAAACGCAGUCGUUCUUGAUGCAAUUGAGCUUCUCAAUUUCUCCAUUUCAGAACAUUCAAGGGUAAUAGAAAUGGGUUCAAAGGUUCAAGCCAUGGUUACAGAUAGGAUUAGUGAAUUGCCAAAGGAACUUCUUCAUGACAUACUCUCCCUUCUUCCAGCAAAAUACGUUGUGAGGACCAGCGUUUUGUCUACAAAAUGGGAGAACAUAUGGGCUUCUGUCCCCAAUCUAGACUGCGAAUUCGAAACUUUACCUAUAGUAUGGAGAGAAUCUGUGUCCCUCCCUGAUGGUAUCACAUGGGAAGACGAACAUGUGUCUGACCAUGUCGAUUUUAUGACAUUUGUUGAUCGUGUACUUUACUUUCGCUGCGAUUCAGUUAUUAAAAAAUUCCGUCUUCAUUGCUACUGUCGUGUUGAGGAUGCCCCUCGUAUUGAUGGUUGGAUUCGCGCUGCCAUUAGGCGUAAUGUCGUUGAGCUUGAUCUUUGUGUUCAAGCACAUCGUGAUGAUUAUCAAGAGGACCCGCCUUUGGAGUUUCCUCGACGUGUAUUCAUGUGCAAAACACUGGAGGUUUUGAAGGUGAAGUCAGAUUUUAUUACCUAUGCUCCUCCUACAUCAGGCUGUUUCCCAAGCCUCAAGGUCCUUGAUAUCAGAGUUGAUAAUCCUGAAGCCGACUCAAUGGAAAAGUUUUUUUCGUGCUGCCCUGUACUUGAAGAUUUAUCUCUAUUUGCAUGUGUCACAGAUGGUAGGCUUUGGAAUUUUAAGGUCUCUGCUCCCAAACUGAAGAGAUUAAAAAUGACCUUCUUAACUGAUCUCUAUGAUGAUAAUAAUCCAAAGUACUAUAUUUCUAUUAAUGCUCCAGAGCUUGAACAGCUUGACAUUAAGCAGGACUUUUUGUCAAAUUAUUCAUUUGUGAAUCUAAAAUCCCCAGUCAAAGGCAGUGUCGAUUUCUAUUGCCAUCUUGGGAAACUCCAGCGUCACUUCUUUGAACGAGCAACUGCGCUUCUGAAGACAUUUGCCAACGUUAAAUAUCUGUCUAUUUCAGCUCAUUUUGUGGCGGUUAGUAUAUUCCUCAACUCGUUUAUUUUACACUUUUUUUUUAUUGAUAGGAAAACAGGAAGGAGGGCGGGGGGUUCUUUAAGAGAAGAAGGGAUGAUAUGUUUUCCCUUCAUUUAUAAAGAGGAAGACGGGAGCAGUCAGGGUUGUCUGCCUGCUUUCAAUCAUUUGACCGAAUUGAAGUUGCUUGUUUUUGAUUGCUAUCAUUGGGAUUUGCUAACACAGUUGCUCAAGAAAUCAAAUAAUUUGGAAUCUCUUGUCAUCGAAUAUGAAGAAGAUGAGGAAUGCGUUGAGGAUCAUGAGGAACUUGAAAGGUACUCAAAAGAGGAUCUAUGGAGUACACCAGAGUCUGUGCCUAUUUGUGUGACUGGACACCUCAAGACUAUCACUAUAAGGGGACUCGAGGGAUACCCGCAUGUGAAGAAAGUGGCAAAGUGUUUGUUAAACAGCGGUAAAGUUUUGACUAAGAUGACUGUUGACAAUGAAGAGUUGUACAAAGAACUAAUGCUUGAAGGGGGCUCUAGGACUUGUCUGGUUGAAGUUGUCUGAACUGCAGCGUUCACAACGUUUUUCUAUUUUGUAACUCCAGCAUUGUGUUUUAGAUGGAUUCAGCCAUCAAAGUUGGAAACCAGACAAGCACAUCUGUUAAAUCCUAAGAUGGAUCGAUUUUCAGAUGUUUAUUUUUGAGCUGUAUACAUUUCUUAUCCGCUUUGUAUCACUUCUUUUAGCCUUGGGUAGAAUUCUAUAGUGGUGACACGAACAUGUAUGAAGAGAUGUGCUGAAGCUACUCAUGCCACAGUCUUCAGUUUCUUUGAACCAUAUUUUGCAUUUUGCCCUUCCUUUUGUAUGGAGGGUGUUUAUUUUAUUGUGAAUCAAUUCAAAUUUUAGUAUUUGGUGUUGUAUGAA